AAUACAAUUUGUUCAACGACGUACGAACGGUAUGCAGCCAUGCAGACCACACUACGCGUAAUCGGCCGCCGCCGUAAUUCCUCGUUCGGCCGAGGUCCAAGAUAAUACCAUCGUUAUUCGUUAUCGCGUUUCGCGUGGUGAUGCAUUGGUGCUUGCCCCGGCACCCUUCCGCUCGUUGUUGAGUCUUAAACGUUAAAUUAUUAAAUGUUGCAAUUUGUUAUGACAUUCGUCAGUCAGCGCUUGUAAUCGUCUAAAAAACGGAAAUCCGUUUAUGUCGACAACGCCCGAUCUUUWAACCUGCAUUUUUUGCGUGUUUUCCUCUCCGCACUCGGUCACGCACAACGGCAUCACUUGCACCUUCCAUUUGCCGCCGCCGUCAGCCGACUCGAUUUUUCCGUCUUCGUCUUUGUUUUUCGACGUCGGUCGAAAAAAAUCAUUUCGAAGAACCUGUUCAACGAUUCGGUAAAAUUUUUCGCGUCGUGUUUUGCGUUUUGUUUUGUUUUCUCUUUUUUUUCUUUUUCACAACCCUAGGUUUCUUACUGUUGCUGCUACUAUUCUUAUCGUCAUAAACGUUGAACGUUAGAUUUUUAUAAUGGAGAGUACUGCCGUCAAUGUGAAAGAAGAAGACACUGCCUCAGUUGUCGCCAACGCUGCUGCCACCAGUACCGCUACCAGUGAGUCAAAUGCGAUAUCAGUGACUGAUGAAAUUGUUCCACCCAUUAAGUUAGAGAAGGAAAUGAUUAUGAAUAUAGAUGACGUUGAACAAUUGGUGGACAGUGAACUAGUCGUGGUGUCAAAUGAAACUGCAAUUGCUGUUGAUGUCACUAGUAACAAUCCCAAAAUCGAAGAAGAUCAAUUAAAUUUAGCCAUGGCAUCUACAACGAUAUCAACUGAUAAAGUAGAUGAGAUUAAACACAAUCUAGAAGAAAAAGUUUUGGAUGAACAACAGAAACUGGCAACAGAUACAGUUGAAAAGGAUAUAAUAAACAAUGAAAAAUCUGAUACAAAUCUAGAUAUCUCUAUUAAAACAAAAUCUGAGUCUGAUGAAUUAAAUAACUCAACAAUUGGUAGUGUAUUUGAAGAUGCUGUUGAGUAUAUUAUAAAUGAUGAARAAGACAAUAUUGUAAAAAAACAACCUCAAGAUGUAAUUCAAGAGGAAAAUGUUCGUGAUGAUGAGAACAGUUCGCAACAAGAAGUAGAGAGAGGUGAUGGUGAAGAGGAAUCUGGAGAAGAAACCAAAGAUCCUGCAGCACCUGCAGAACCUGUAGUACCCGUGCCCGUGGACGAUGAUACUAAUGAUCCACAAUACAUACCUAGACGUGGACGAUUCUACGAACAUGAUGACCGCAUGGCAUAUAGUACAACAAGCUCUGAAGGAUCAGAAUCAGAUAAUGGAUAUGAAGAAGAUUCAGCAGAUGAUGAUGAAGUUUCUGAUCGCCGCCGUAUUAGAAGACGACAUACAGGCAUUAAAAAACAAAAGUCAGUGACCCCAGUAGAUACUGUUGAAAACGCUGCUUUAGAAGUUGGGGAUGGAACUCUGUCUACUAAGAAAGUCUUGGCCAUAUCUAAAGUUGCUGCUGCAACAAAAGAAUUAGAAACUUCUGUAGCUGUUGAAGGAACAGCUAAAAAACCCAGUGUAGGUUCUAGAAAAACUCGUGAUUUAGAUGCUCUUGAUAAGUGGACACAUGAUUUGUAUGAUGAAAACGAGCAAACACGCAAAAGCCGUGAUGAGUUACUGGCCUCUUAUGGAUAUGAUAUACGUGAGGAAUCAGAAGCACCUCGUGCUCGACGCCACCAUAAAUAUGGGCGAGCUGCCACUUCUAAAUAUACUCGUAGUUGGCAAGAUACAAAAGCUUACAUUGGUGCUGGUGGCCAACAGUCCAUGAAAGUUAAGCGUGGAGGUUUGGUUCGACGCAAUGUGGGUGGUCCAAAUAAAAACAUAAACAAAUCUACAACUGAUGAGUACACCACUGAAUUUCCCGCUUUGGAUGAUACAAAAAAAUCAAAGCCUAAUGCUUCAACUGGGUCUUCUGCAGUUGUAGAAGUCUCAGGACAAAAUCAUGAACAACAACCAAAAACUCUUAUUCAGAAUGAAGAUAAAAAAUCUGUUGCUCCAGCUGUGGAAACUAGCCAGGCUCGGCAUCACACUCCGUCAUCCCGAUCAACUUCAAAAUAUAAUACAACUUCCCCUACAAAUCGAAACAGUCGCCAGGAGCAGCAAAAUGGUGGAUCUUCUUCGUCAUCGCCAUCGACUAAUAAUAAAAACUAUUUCAAUCGUCCUUCAACAGAGUCUCCAAUUAGCAAAGAAAAAGUUGCUCAAGUAAAUCGAGACUCUCCUUCUGCAACAGCAAACUCAAACUUCUUCAACCGAAAACCACAUCAAAACAGUGGUGGCCAUAAUUAUAAACCACAACACUUCAACAGUGGUCAAGGUGGCCAAGGACAUAACCAGCAACAUCAAAAUUCUUCACCUUCAAUACCUCGUAGCCGUAACUUCCAUCAACAUCAUACUUCACAACAAUAUAAUCGUGAUAGAUAUUUUUCUAAGGGAUCAGCACCAUUAUCUUCAUCCAGUUCAAAUCAACACAACUACGAUCAGCAGCAUCAUUCUGCAACACCUAAUACUGCUGGCACAGGACGUACACAACAUGGUGGUGGACAUUAUCAAAAUUACAGUAAUCGUCAAUAUGAGAAAGAAAAUCAACAAAUUGAGCCGCCUGCACCACCAACACCAGUUGUACGAAGUUCAAAACGAUAUUCAGUUCAAAGUCGCAGGGAACUUCCUGACCCAGUACUAAAUUUUGGYGGAAUAUCUAAGACAUCUCAGCAACAGCCUCCAGCUCCACAGCAACAAAAUGGGUUAGUUAUGCAAGAACAACAAAUGCAACCUACGCCUCAACAAUUACAACAACAACAACCAAUUCAAAUUCAUCAACAACCACCACCUUUGCAAAUACAACAGUACCACCAACCCUUACAACAAAUACAUCAUGGUAUGGUGCUUGAUCACAACACUGGUAUGAUGGUUAUGGCUACUGCUGAUCCAUCCAUGUACCAUCAUCAAAUGUAUGCUACACCCCAGUAUGCUWCUGGAGUUCCACCAGGUCCAGCAGCUGGAAGUGCUGAUGAUCAAAAUGCAGCAGCAGCAGCUGCUGCAGCUGCUCUUCAGAUGCUUGCUGCUCAGGCAGCUGUUUACCAACCAGUACCAACAGGUGCUACAGGUGUAACAUCACCACCACCUGGAACACAAUCCUUACAGCAACCAGAAACCUUCAUGACUACUUACUAUCAACCACAGCAACAGCCACAACAACAACCUCCUCCAAGACGGGUUAAUCUUGCUAUACCCAUAGUGGCACCACCUCCAGAACCUAUUCAACAACAAGGGAAUUUGAAAACUAAUUUAUCUACUACACCACCUCCUACAACAGCUUCAACCAAUUGAGAAUAGCUUCCAUAACUAACUCAUAACUAAUAUACAAUAUUGAAAUUUUUUUUUAACAUUUCUUAGUUUUAUACACUUAUCACUUGGCUAAUAAUUGGUUUAUACUUUUUAUYAUUAUUUUAGAUAAUGACAUCAACUAUUUCUGACCUAAAUUUUGUUUUUAAAUAUUUUUUUUAUUAAAAUUAAAUUAUUUUUUAUUUUCGUUCAAGAAACGAAUCCAAUUAUAGUUAAUUUUUUAAGAAUGCAUUACUACAGUGCUACAGUUGAUUUCAUAAUAUACAGAUAAGCCAUAGGAGUUUUCAGUAGCUAAAAYUCCUAUUCUAUGGCUUUACUAGUAUAUUGUAAAAUCAAUUAUACCAUAUUUCAUUUUAGCUUAAUAGUUGUUUUAUUGUUUGUUUUUCUAUAUUAUUGUAUCAUUAUCAAUAAUCAAUUAAAAUACCAAUAAACCAUUAAAACUAAGACAUUUUUUUUUUAUC
Diuraphis noxia (Russian wheat aphid) is the source of this 3921-nucleotide messenger RNA. Its product is annotated as CASC3 exon junction complex subunit. Gene Ontology annotation, biological process: mRNA processing. The record is from RefSeq and is a predicted model, not a curated record. Gene Ontology annotation, molecular function: mRNA binding. Gene Ontology annotation, cellular component: exon-exon junction complex. NCBI's taxonomy places the organism in Eukaryota, Metazoa, Arthropoda, Insecta, Hemiptera, Aphididae.